Molecule: messenger RNA, 4182 nt
Organism: Melanotaenia boesemani (Boeseman's rainbowfish)
Lineage: Eukaryota; Metazoa; Chordata; Actinopteri; Atheriniformes; Melanotaeniidae
Gene: reep3b
Product: receptor accessory protein 3b
Exons: 8
Coding region: 298-1083 (261 amino acids)
Biological process (GO): endoplasmic reticulum tubular network organization
Cellular component (GO): cytoplasmic microtubule; endoplasmic reticulum tubular network; endoplasmic reticulum membrane
Molecular function (GO): microtubule binding
Source: RefSeq, a predicted model, not a curated record
UGUCAGGAACUGAGCAGCACAGUGUAGACGUGAAAGGACUCUUCACCAACAGAACAGGAUCCUAUUGGAAACAUACGCGUUUAAUGACGAAGAUAUGAGCACAGCGAGCGAACAGUGACAUCAGAGGUCCUUACGACGCGUUGGCUGGCCGGUUUACGAUGAGAUAACUAGCGGCUUUCUGGAUUAGCUUAUCGAAGUUUGGCUUGAAGAAGUUUACAGCUGCGGGGCUAGAGACGGUAACCACCGGGGCUAUCUUCCUCUACCUCUGACACACUCCACACAACAAAGGCUCCAGACAUGGUGUCCUGGAUCAUUUCGAGAAGCGUCGUGCUGCUGUUUGGGACCCUGUAUCCUGCAUAUUACUCUUACAAAGCUGUCAAGACCAAAAACGUCAAGGAAUAUGUCCGCUGGAUGAUGUACUGGAUUGUUUUUGCCCUCUACACAGUCCUGGAGACCAUCACUGACCUGACCCUGGCCUGGUUCCCUCUGUACUACGAGCUGAAGAUAGCCAUCGUCAUCUGGCUGCUGUCCCCUUACACCAGAGGAGCCAGUCUUAUUUACAGGAAGUGUCUGCACCCCCUGCUGUCCUCCAGAGAGAGAGAAAUAGAUGAGUAUAUUGUCCAAGCCAAAGAGAGAAGCUAUGAGACCAUGGUGAACUUUGGGAAGCAGGGACUGAGCAUCGCAGCCACCGCCGCAGUCACUGCAGCUGUCAAGGGUCAGGGGGCCAUCACCGAGAAGCUGCGCAGCCUGAGCAUGCACGACCUCACACAGAUAGGCCAGCAGGAUGACAGGGGAAACCAGCUCUACCAGUACAGCUCCCAGUCAGCCAACCCUGCUGUCAGGAGAUCCCAGACCACGGACACUACUGCCAGAGACGAGUAUUUCUACGAUCAGGAGGAGAGGAGUGAUGAAGAGACGGAGCCCACCUUCUCUGAAGAUGAGGCCGUCAGUCAGAAAGGCCUGAGACGGUCGCAGAGCGUCAAGAUCACCAGAUCCAGGGUCCGCAAAGACGCUCGUUACGGAUCUCUGAAGAUCAAAGGCAAGAAGAGACCUGCACUGAGCUCCGUUAACUACGGGAUGUGAUCGCUGACACACACCUGUUCACACCUACACACACCUGUAAAUCCUCAGCAAGGCGGUGCUGUGGAUGGUGGGACCACGGCUGGUUUCCAGCUCUGACUCUUCACUGCUGAACUCUACCACGAGGGCCGAUCUGGGGGCUGAUCUGGGGACGUAUUUAUUACAGAAUUCAUCCAGAACCAGAACUUUUCUACAUUUUCAUAUAUUUUACUCUAAGAGCUUUUGGGGGUUUUUGGUCUAUAUGACGUCUCCUGCAUGAGUUUUUUAUUCUAGUUUUAGAGAUGUUUCUUUGUGUAGCUGUUCAGCGUUUAGAUGUGUGUCAUCUGUUUGUGUGUUUAUUCAUAAGUCAUGGGGUAUUCUGAGGGGUUAAUAUGGUGGAACUAACAGAUUAACUACUGGUUCUUUAACAGAGCUUCUGCUGACAGAUUGUAAAAGCAGCUUUGGCUCAAGUUGAUCAGAGGUUAGGUUUCAGUCACAUGACCUCUGCAGGUUCACGUACAUCCACUGAACAAAGUGGUCAACCAAAAUAAGUGAGGUUGUCGGAGUGUUUCCACAGUUUAGAUAGUUUAGCCGUAGAAACCUUAAAAAGCUGAUCAAUGUGAUGUUAUAGAUCCUUUUAAGUCAUCAGUUCCAUGUAUCUGGAACCAUCCGCCGCUUCACACUGGCUUUUGGAUCAGUUCCUGGUAUCUGGAACCAUCCGCCGCUUCACACUGGCUUUUGGAUCAGUUCCUGGUAUCUGGAACCAUCCGCCGCUUCACACUGGCUUUUGGAUCAGUUCCUGGUAUCUGGAACCAUCCGCCGCUUCACACUGGCUUUUGGAUCAGUUCCUGGUAUCUGGAACCAUCCGCCGCUUCACACUGGCUUUUGGAUCAGUUCCUGGCAUCUGGAACCAUCCGACGCCUCACACUGGCUUCUGGAUCAGUUCCUGGUAUCUGGAACCAUCCGACGCCUCACACUGGCUUCUGGAUCAGUUCCUGGUAUCUGGAACCAUCCAACGCCUCACACCGGCUUCUGGACCAGUUCCUGGUAUCUGGAACCAUCCGCCGCUUCACACCGGCUUCUGGACCAGUUCCUGGUAUCUGGAACCAUCUGCCGCUUCACACCGGCUUCUACACGACCAAGCAGAUGGAAACAUGGAAAAUCUUGGAAGUCUAGAACUUCCUGGUGUUUGGAUGGUGGAAACAGUUGGGAUUCAGACCCUUAAUGAUAAAUCCUACAUCAUUUCUGCUACUUGUAGUAUUCAUUUUGGUGUUUUUACAGCAUUGUUGCUAUGGCAACCAUCUGUAUCACUAUCAUGAUUUAGAUUCUUCGUGGGAGUGCAGUCUAUGUGGUCUUCAUCAGAAAGAUUGCUAAAACAUCCUGAUGGAUGAAGAUAAAACGUGAGCUCAAGUUUAGACAAGCUCAGAACCCUUUGAUCCAACCAAAGGUUCACAACGACACUCUUCUCUCCAUCUUUUUAUUAGAUCAGAUCGCUGUCCCUUUUUAUCACUUCAUGAGGAACCCUGACCUCCAUCAGUUUCAGGAUCUGAACCAUUUAAACAACAAAAACCAAACGUGGAAUUUUCCAGAGGCCAAGAACCUGUUCACCACACAUUCUGGUCUACAAUCAGCUGGCUGUCCACCACUUCCUGAUUGUCCAGCAUGGCUGUCCACCACUUCCUGAUUGUCCACCCUGGUUGUCCACCACUCCCUGGUUGUCCACCACUCCCUGGUUGUCCACCACCCCCUGGUUGUCCACCACCCCCUGGUUGUCCACCACCCCCUGGUUGUCCACCACCCCCUGGUUGUCCACCACUCCCUGGUAUAUUCAGAUUUGGUGUUUUUGUGUGUGUUUUAGAUGCAGUUAAACAGCUGAUUUGAAGGUGCACUUUAACAGUAGAUCAGAUGACACUGAGAGCCUCCUCUACCUGAAACCUUAUUCACUAACUCACUGCUAAUGUUGGAGUGACUCAAAGCUUUUAAAGGAGCUGUUUUUUUACCACACUAUUAAUGUGGCACCAGCUUUGCUUCUGCUGCCUGCAGGUAGCAACAGAUGAUGUAAAACAGCCAAUAAUGUAAUACGUUAUUACUUCACUAACCUGAACUGGAAUAGACAAACACAUUGAAUAUAUAGUAACUGAAGCUGAUUAUGUAAUUAUAAAUAAAUAGGAUUUGCAUUUUAUUAGAAAUAAAACAUUUUUAGCAGUUUUUGUGCAGUUUGCUCAUCAGAAGAAGUGAAUGAUAGUUAAUCCAUCACAGAUACGGACUAUGCAGCUUUGUCUCCUUAAUCCUGGCUGUCGGUUUCUGUUGGAUGCUAAAUCGUCAAAUUUUACCACAUUUUUCAAACAUUUAAUAAAAAAACUCAAUAAACUUGUGAAACUGAUUCAGAGCUCAUUUAAAAUUGACAAUAAACUGCAAUAGAAACUAAAAACAACUGACAUUAUUGGCUGUUAGAUUGAAAUACGACGUUGUGUUGCUGCAGCUCUGCAGGUCCCGGUGCUCCAACGGGGACUGGUUUUAUUGAGGGACACGUUCAGGCUCAGAAACAUUCCUUCAUCCUGGAGGUUUGAGUCUUGGGAUUUUGAAUCCGUGUUGGGAGACUCAGCAGCCGGACCUCAUUGUUGCUGCCUGUCCGAGGUUCUGAGAGGAAGCCAUUUCCUUCCCACACAUGAUCUGAGAGGAUUUAUUGAUCUUCUGCCUUUAACUGAUGUAUUGAUCAAACCGCUGAUUGUAAACCUGUGAAUCAUGAGGACCUUUAAAGAUUUUGUCAGUUUUUUUUCUGAUUUGCACAUGUGCCUCUUCCCAGACAUGUAGUUUUAAUCCCUGCUGUGGCUGCAUCUCCAGUCCUUUGCUGUGGGAGGAUUCACCGUGUUUGAUGGUUUGACUGGCUUGUUGUGUGAUAAUUCUCAUUUUAAGUGAUCCUGCAUCACGUUUGUGCUGCAGCGAAACUGCGUUCUGGUUCCUUUCAGACAACCUGCGCUGCCAUAAGAACCAAACUUGUUUGUGUCUGUUUCUUGCUGAUAACUAUUGAAACCAAAGCUUGAUGCUCCCUCAGCUGUGCAGCUGCUGGUUUGAUGAAAUGUAUUUACAAUAAACGCUGCCUGAUAACUAUAAAGGCAAAAA